Quercus lobata is the source of this 1263-nucleotide messenger RNA. Its product is annotated as protein STRUBBELIG-RECEPTOR FAMILY 8-like. Bases 1 to 1263 code for a protein of 420 amino acids. Gene Ontology annotation, molecular function: microtubule binding; ATP binding; protein kinase activity. Gene Ontology annotation, biological process: protein phosphorylation. Lineage: Eukaryota; Viridiplantae; Streptophyta; Magnoliopsida; Fagales; Fagaceae. The transcript has 5 exons. The record is from RefSeq and is a predicted model, not a curated record.
AUGGACAAGGAAGAAGUGCUUACAAUACCAACUUUUGAUGGAAGAACAAUACCAACUUUUGAUGGAAGAAUAAUGUACCAAGAAAUCAUUGAUGCAACCCAGGGUUUUGAUGCUAAGUUUUGCAUUGGGGAGGGAGGAUAUGGAACCAUCUAUAAAGCCAAGCUGAUAUCUGGAGAUGCAUACGCAGUUAAGAAACUCACAUCCUCAUGUGAUGGUAAUAUUUCACAGCAAAAAGAGUUCUUAAAUGAGAUAAGCGCAUUAACAGAAAUUCAACAUCGAAAUAUUGUAAAAUUGCAUGGCUUUUGUUCACAUUCACGUUUCUCAAUUUUGAUUUACAAGUACCUUGAAAAGGGUAACUUGGCCUCAAUUUUGAGCAAUGAUGGAGGAGCUAAAGAAUUGGACUGGAAUAAGAGGGUGAAUAUCGUCAAAGGUGUGGCUCAUGCAUUGUCUUACAUUCACCAUGAUUGCUUACCACCAAUUGUUCAUAGGGACAUAUCAAGCAAAAAUAUAUUGCUGGGAUCAGAGUACGAGGCUCAUGUUUCAGACUUUGGUAUAGCUAAGAUUCUUAAUCAAGACUUAUCCAAUUGGACUUCACUUGCAGGCACAUAUGGAUAUCUUGCACCAGAUAUCUUCCCUCCAAUUUCCGGAUAUCAUUCUAGGCACCCAAAUUCCCUAACAAGUAGCAGAGAGGCUAAUGCAAACGCAAGAUACACGCCCCCAACUAUGCAUACUUAUCAAGCUAUGGAAAAGCAAGCAGCAGAUUUGAGGGAUAUUUGUAGUAGAUACGAACGUGAUAAGAGGAUGUGGGCUGCAGUUUUAGACAAUUUAGAAAAGAAAGUAAAGAUAGUAUUUGCAGUUCAAGCAAUGGGUAAAUUUUCAUCAACACUUAAAUGUAAUUGUUGUUUAACUUCAUGUAUUCUAACAAUCUAUUCUAUCCAAGCUGCAGUUGCACAGCGUAAUGAUCUUAGAUUGAAGUUCAGCGAGGAGCAGGCAAAAAGAAAGAUGCUUUAUAACCAGAUUCAGGAAGCAAAAGGGAACAUCAGGGUGUUUGUAGGUGUCGCCUCUGAGGAAGGAGGAGAUAUCUACUGGCCUUUGAGGAAGGAGGAGAUAUCAACUGGGUAUGCAAUGGUUACAGAUUUUGGUGCAGCUAAAGAUGGAGAACUUGGGCCAUUUGCAGGUGGAUUGACAAAGAAGAUCUUCAAGUUCGAUCAGGUUUAUACGCCAAAGGAUGAUCAAGGUAUUCAUGGAGCAGGACACGUCUGA